AUGAGAGGAGGUGAAGCUUCUCCUCCUGACGUCUGUGAUCCAGACUAACCGACCACCCGUCUCCUGCCGGCCGUGCACGAGCCGCGGCUGCUGUUGACACGCGAGCUAACGUUAGCAUCGUAGCUCUGACACCCGCCGACACAACAAACAAAAGAAGCGUCCCGGCAGAGGGGAGACCGGAUUCAAACCAACAACCUGCAGAUUAUCCUCUGGUUAAAGUUUCCCUGACGGGAAAACCCUUCUCCAGCUGGAACUACAGUAACAGACACACUGGACAAGUUUAAUCUCUUCGAGUUGAAUGGACAAGGAAGCCAGAAAUACACAGCCCAGCUAGUGAAGCCAGUUAAAGGCUCAGUGAUGCCUGUGAAGAAGAAGAGAAAACUCCCUGGUGCAGAUGAUCAUGAGCACAAGUGUAAAAUCACAAGUUUCACUCGACCUCAGAUCCGCGGAGCGAGGCCGAUCACCAGCGACAAACUGUUCUCCAGCAGGAAGUGCUUGGCCUGGUUCCACAAGUACGCUGGUGCCGACAAGGUGGUGGAUCCAGAGGCCAUGGAGAGGUUCUGUGAAGAUAUCUGUGUGGAACCAGAGAAUAUUGUCAUGUUAGUUUUAGCCUGGCAUCUAGAAGCAGCUAAUAUGGGAUUCUUCACAAAAGAAGAGUGGCUCAGGGGAAUGACAGUAUUACAGUGUGACUGCACAGAGAGGUUACAGAGCAAACUGGAUUACAUGCGCGGGGAGCUCAACGAUUCUGUCCUCUUCAAAAACAUCUACAGAUACGCCUUUGACUUCUCCAGAGACAGAGACCAGAGGAGUCUGGACAUGGACACAGCAAAGUCUAUGCUGGCUUUACUGCUGGGGAGAACAUGGCCUCUGUUCCCCAUCUUCCACCAGUUCCUGGAGCAGUCCAAGUACAAGGGGAUGAAUAAGGACCAGUGGUACAACGUCCUGGAGUUCAGCAGAACCAUCAACACAGACCUCAGUAACUACGAUGAAGAUGGAGCUUGGCCAGUGCUGCUAGAUGAGUUUGUGGAAUGGCAGAAAACUCGGUCAGCAUCGUAGCAACAACAACCCGACACCAAAAAGGAGGAAGAGGGAGAAAAACAAAAACCACAAACGCAGGAGGAAUCUAUUGUUAAAUGAAAAACAGCUGAACUCACACACACACACACACGGACACACACAGACACACACACACAGACACACACACGGACUGGAGGAUCAUCGCUGUGGACUCUGGGUACAGUCACAUCCCAUCAGAGAUCGUCUCUGUUCAUCGUCAGCCAACUGUUAAGAGGCCUUUCUCUCACAGAGUAGACUUUUUUAAGAUAGGGUUAAUUUGGAAUAAAGAAACUGAACUAAGAAAACACACAAAACCAAAAAAAGAACUGAGAGAAGAGAUGUGGAAUUUGUUUUCUUGAUAAUUAUUUUUUCCCCAUUUUGUGUAUUGUUUAUAGAUGUUUUCACAGUAAUAAAAAAGGAAAUUAAAAUGUGACGAGCUGAUUCUUGAUAAUUACCACAAACUAAAGGUUUCAUUCACCAAACACUUUGUGAAUAAAUAAACAGCAGCUGAAGAAGACGUCUCAGGUCUCAGGUCUGUGACUCAGAGGCCUGUUCAGUGUUCGUCUGUACAAUAAAGAAAGAUGGACGACAUGACACGACCCAAAAGUGAAACCUAAGUGUCUAUCGCCCCCUGGUGGCUGGCUAGAGGAUAGGUCAUAAACCCUGUCUUCUCGUGUUAGUGGAUGGGACAUGAAACAAACUAAAAAGUCAAAGACAUCAAAUACGUUUUUCUGAAAGAUGGUUUCUGUCAUUUUAGGUCUUAUACUGUUUGUUCAACUGUUCAUGUUUCUGAUAAGUUUGAUUUUGAUGAAUUAUUUGAUAAACAACGGGCUGAGACGUCAUGAUUGACAGCUGAGGCUCUUGAUUGAUGGAGUGUGUAUUGAUAGACAGAGUUAGGGGCAGACAUUUGGAGGGAUUGUGUAUUUUUUUUCUCGUGAAUAUUCCAUCUCAAGAACGCCUUGAGGUCAUUUCUUAAGAUUUGGAACAAACAAUACUUUUGGACUCAAAGAUGAACUGAUUGGAAUUUGGAGGUCAAAGGUCAAGGUCACAGUGACCUUACGAAGCCCUGGUUUGCCUCAUGAACACCGACCACAUCUUAAAGAGGAUUCAGGAGAAUCCUUUAGAAUUUGGCACAACUUUUCACAAAUGCUCGAAGAUGAGCUCAAGUGGUCAAAAGCCACCUGACAUGAGAUUGGAAAAAUAACUUGCAGAAGAUAUGAACUGAACUGUUUUGGCAAACAACUAAAUAAUCAUACGUCUUUUAAACCACAUGAAAAUAUUAAAGUCCAUGUUUAGUUUAUUUUCAGUUUUGUGGCUGAAUAUAGUAAAAUCCUUUAUAGAAUAUAAUUCUA
Molecule: messenger RNA, 2408 nt
Organism: Hippoglossus stenolepis (Pacific halibut)
Lineage: Eukaryota; Metazoa; Chordata; Actinopteri; Pleuronectiformes; Pleuronectidae
Gene: dcun1d5
Product: DCN1, defective in cullin neddylation 1, domain containing 5 (S. cerevisiae)
Exons: 10
Coding region: 358-1056 (232 amino acids)
Biological process (GO): protein neddylation; positive regulation of ubiquitin-protein transferase activity
Cellular component (GO): ubiquitin ligase complex
Molecular function (GO): ubiquitin-like protein binding; cullin family protein binding; ubiquitin conjugating enzyme binding
Source: RefSeq, a predicted model, not a curated record